UACGGGCUAGGACUCUUUUAAGGUGGGCGCUGUGAACGGAACAGACUGCAACGCUCCGCAUUGGUGUCUAUCUCGUUCUUUCUCACAUUCGGACCGCGUAGCCUCGUUUUCUCUGGUGUUGAGUAGUUUGAGGGAGUUUGGACUGCUAUCGCUGGAACAUGGACGGGUUAGAUCGGUCUCGGGCUUUCGUGAAGGAUGUGAAGCGUCUCGUUAUCAAGGUUGGAACAGCUGUUGUUACUCGAAAUGAUGGACGGUUGGCACUUGGGAGACUUGGAGGACUUUGUGAGCAAAUUAAAGAACUAAACUCUCAAGGAUAUGAGGUUAUUUUAGUGUCAUCAGGCGCUGUUGGCCUUGGUCGCCAAAGGCUCCGAUACCGGAAGUUGGUUAACAGCAGCUUUGCUGAUCUCCAGAAGCCACAGAUAGACCUUGAUGGAAAAGCUUGUGCUGGUGUUGGACAAAAUUGUCUUAUGGCUCUGUAUGAUACCAUGUUUAGUCAGCUGGACGUGACAUCAGCACAGCUUCUUGUGACAGAUAGUGAUUUUAGGGACAAGGAUUUCAGAAAGCAACUUGAUGAAACAGUUGGAUCAUUGCUAGCACUCAGGGUUAUUCCAAUAUUUAAUGAAAAUGAUGCAGUCAGUACCAGGAGAGCCCCGUAUGAGGAUUCCUCUGGUAUAUUCUGGGAUAAUGACAGCUUAGCUGCUCUACUGGCGUUGGAGCUAAAAGCGGAUCUUCUCAUUUUGUUGAGUGACGUGGAUGGGCUUUACAGUGGGCCCCCAAGUGAUCCAGGAUCUAAGCUUAUCCACACAUAUAUCAAGGAAAAACAUCAGGGUGAAAUUACCUUUGGAGACAAGUCUAGGGUGGGAAGGGGAGGUAUGACUGCAAAAGUAAAGGCUGCUGUUAAUGCAGCUUCCGCUGGAGUUCCUGUUAUCAUCACCAGUGGAUAUGCUGCUGGAAACAUACUUAAAGUUCUUGAAGGACACUGCAUUGGUACUCUCUUCCAUAAAGAUGCUUGUACGUGGGUCUCAGUUGAGGAACUUGGUGGGCAGGACAUGGCAGUUGCAGCUAGGGAAAGUUCCAGACGGCUUCAGGCCUUGUCUUCAGAGGAUAGAAAAAGGAUAUUACUCGACAUAGCUAAUGCACUGGAAGCAAAUGAGAACUUGAUCAGGGCUGAGAAUGAAGCAGAUGUUGCUGCUGCACAAGAAGCGGGAUAUGAGAAGUCCUUGGUAUCUCGGCUGGCCUUAAAGCCUGGAAAGAUUUCAAGCCUUGCAAAAUCAAUUCGUGUGCUUGCAAACAUGGAAGAUCCUAUUGGUCAUGUUUUGAAGAGAACCCAAAUUGCAGAUGGGCUCAUCCUUGAGAAAACUUCAUCUCCCUUGGGCGUUCUUUUGAUUGUCUUUGAGUCUCGGCCUGAUGCUUUAGUACAGAUAGCUUCAUUGGCUAUUCGAAGUGGCAAUGGACUGCUUUUGAAAGGGGGAAAAGAAGCCAAGCGAUCGAAUGCAAUUUUGCACAAGGUGAUAAUUGAAGCUAUUCCAGAUAGUGUUGGGGGAAAGCUUAUUGGACUUGUGACCUCAAGAGACGAGAUACCUGAUCUACUGAAGCUUGAUGAUGUAAUUGAUCUUGUGAUCCCGAGAGGGAGCAACAAGCUUGUUUCUCAGAUAAAAAAUUCAACUAAAAUUCCUGUUCUGGGUCAUGCUGAUGGAAUUUGCCAUGUAUAUGUUGAUAAGUCUGCUAACUCAAAUAUGGCAAGGCGCAUUGUUCUGGAUGCAAAAAUUGAUUACCCAGCAGCAUGCAAUGCAGUGGAAACACUCCUUGUACACCAGGAGUGGGAGCAGAAUGGUGCUCUCCAUGAUCUUAUUGUUGACCUUCGAACUGAAGGUGUUGUUUUAUAUGGUGGACCAAGGGCUAGUUCCAUGCUGAAUAUUCCUGAAGCACCUUCAUUUCAUCAUGAGUACAGUUCAUUGGCUUGUACAAUUGAAAUUGUGAAUGAUGUCUAUGAAGCCAUUGAUCACAUUCACCAACAUGGAAGUGCACAUACUGAUUGCAUCAUCACAGAAGAUAAUGAAGUUGCAGAAUUGUUUUUGCGUCAAGUUGACAGUGCUGCUGUUUUCCACAAUGCAAGCACAAGAUUUUGUGAUGGUGCUCGAUUUGGACUGGGUGCAGAGGUUGGGAUAAGUACGAGCAGGAUUCAUGCUCGAGGUCCAGUUGGAGUUGAAGGAUUGUUAACAACAAGAUGGAUCCUGAGAGGAAGUGGGCAAGUGGUGGAUGGUGAUAAUGGUGUGAUCUAUGACCACAAAGAUUUGGCCAUCGAAUCUUAAGUCUGUUCCCAGUAGUUAAAUAAACCUGAGAGAGAGAAGGAAAGACAUGUUAGAGGCUUUUAGUUAUUUGAUAUCUUCAUGUACUGUUUUAAGUCAGAAGUUUUGAAUUCUUGCCCACAGGAAUAUUUUAUAUUUUUCUCUUUAGGUUUGGGGUUGUACACCCUAGAAGGAUUGAAACCCAAGCACCGUAACCUCUGGUACUUUAUGACCUCUGAGCUACUUGGCGUGGGUCCAUCCACUCUUAGAAACAGAUGCUCUGAUGUCCUAGGAGAUUAUGGCAAUCCAUUUAUUUAUGGAGAUUGUUGCUUGCAA
This is a messenger RNA of Carica papaya (papaya), 2624 nucleotides long. The record is from RefSeq and is a predicted model, not a curated record. Lineage: Eukaryota; Viridiplantae; Streptophyta; Magnoliopsida; Brassicales; Caricaceae.